AUGACAUCCACCCUUACCGGUCACAGGACGGCCACAAGACUGAAGGCUGCACAACAACUGCAACAGAUGUCAUUAAAAACUCCCACUCUUCCGGGCCAAGAACUUACUCCGGCACCAAUGUCUGCUCAGCAAUUACGGCAACCAUCACUCAAAACCGCUGCCUUUCCCGAUCAAGGGGUGAGUAUGAAAGCAGUGUCUGGACAACAAUUACAACAGGUGCCUGUUCUUCACCAGGGUAUACCUGUGGAACUAGCGGGUGAACAACAGAUGCAGCAGCUCUCACCUACUUCUCCUAAUCAGAUACCUAUAGCUGCACAGCCAGUUCAGCAGCUAUCAUUCAAAGCAGCAGCUCCUUUCAGCCAUAGAUCCCAUACAAGACCUAUGAGUGUACAGCAAGUACAACAGAUGCCGCUCAAGACCCCCACUCUUCCUGCUCAGGGAAUUCCUACGGCGGUGUUUACUGCUCAACAACCAGGACAACCAUCAUUCAAAACCGUCGGUGUUCCUUGCCAAGGACUAAGUAUAAAGCCAAUGUCCGCACAACAAUUGCAACAAGUUCCUGCCCUUUCCAAUCAGGGCAUUCCUGGAGAACUGAUGGGUGAACAGCAGGUUCAACAAUUUGUACCUCCCAGUAUUCCUGGUCAGCUACCAAUGACAGCACAGUCAAAUCAGCAAAUGUCAUUCAAGACAGUCACACCCAAUCAUACAGCGACUGCGAGAGUCAAGACUGCACAACGACAACAGCAGAUGUCAUUUAAGACUCCCACCCUUCCUGGUCAGGGAGUUCCUGCGAUACCAAUAACUGCCCAACAAUUGGGACAAGCACCAUUCAAAACCGCUGCUUUUUCUGGACAGGGAGUGAGUAUAAAACCGAUAACCGCACGGCAGUUGCAAGAGAUAUCCACAAAGCCAGCAACCAUCCCUGGUGCUCAAGGUAGUCCUACAAGGCCAAUCACCCAACCAGUUCAGAAUAUAUCAUCAAGACCUCCUCCAGCUCCUAAUCAAGAAGUCAUUACGAAGCCUGUUACUGCGCCAAAUAUACUGCAGCAGGUCCCAGGAGCAUCAUCCGUGUCUGCUCAACGAAACGCAGUUCCUCCACAAACAUUUCAGAUGCAGCAACCAUUUGCGAGUCCAACAACUCUCGGUCAAGGAGUACCGACAAAGCCAAUCAGUAUGCAACAAUUCCAACAGCAAUUCCCACUACCGCCUGGUGCUCCGCCAUCUCAGGGAUAUUCACCAUCUAAAAUGUUCUGA
Molecule: messenger RNA, 1254 nt
Organism: Strongylus vulgaris
Lineage: Eukaryota; Metazoa; Nematoda; Chromadorea; Rhabditida; Strongylidae
Source: the annotation of a GenBank genome assembly